Suillus bovinus is the source of this 1285-nucleotide messenger RNA. RefSeq names its product Rad51-domain-containing protein. Gene Ontology annotation, cellular component: nucleus; condensed nuclear chromosome. NCBI's taxonomy places the organism in Eukaryota, Fungi, Basidiomycota, Agaricomycetes, Boletales, Suillaceae. The transcript has 17 exons. Gene Ontology annotation, molecular function: double-stranded DNA binding; single-stranded DNA binding; ATP-dependent DNA damage sensor activity. The coding region runs from base 1 to 1170 and encodes 389 amino acids. Gene Ontology annotation, biological process: chromosome organization involved in meiotic cell cycle; mitotic recombination; DNA strand invasion. The record is from RefSeq and is a predicted model, not a curated record.
AUGGCCCCUCGUCGACAAGCUGCACCAGAAGGAAGCAUGCCUCCUCCCAGUCGACCAUCGAGUCCAAGUGCUGAAGACAUCGAAGAGACAUCGUUCUUUGAUAACGUGGAUGAAUUGCAGCAACAUGGCAUAAACGUACAAGAUAUCUUAAAACUCAAGAGUGCCUCCAUCAAUACUGUGUCUGGUGUCGUUAUGACUACACGUCGUCAAUUACUGAAGAUAAAGGGUAUGUCAGAAGCGAAGGUUGAGAAGAUCAAGGAGGCAGCACAGAAAAUCACGGGGUCUUCCUUUGCAACUGGUAUUGAAGUCCAGGAUCGAAGAAAGCGCGUGCUUAUCAUCAGUACCGGAAGCAAGUCAGUAGACACAAUCUUAGGUGGCGGGCUGAUGUCACAGUCAAUUUCCGAAGUCUACGGUGAAUUUCGUACUGGAAAGACACAGCUGGCCCACACAAUGUCUGUUGUCGCCCAACUCCCUCCGGAGAUGGGUGGGGCCUCUGGCAAAGUCGCAUAUAUCGAUACUGAAGGGACAUUCAGACCAGACCGAAUCAGGUCCAUCGCUGACCGGUUCGGUGUGGAUGGGAAUAUGGCGCUCGAAAAUAUCCUUUAUGCGCGUGCCUUCAACAGUGAACACCAGGUUGCUGCUCUUCUCUACUGUUAUGCAGCCAUCGUUAAUAUGUUGCAGAUGGAGCUUAUCAGCGAAUGUUCUAUGCGUUUUGCGGAAGACAAAGACUUCCGUCUCUUAGUAGGUCUUGCAAUCUGCGUGAAAAAUCGCUUAUUCAGCAAACAGAUCGUGGACUCCAUUAUGGCUCUCUUUCGCGUCGAUUUUUCUGGUCGUGGCGAACUCAGCGAAAGGCAGCAGAAACUAGCACAAGUGAUGUCAAAGCUCACUAAACUUUCAGAAGAAUUCAACAUUGCUGUUUUGAUAACCAACCAAGUACAAUCCGACCCAGGGGCAACGAUGACGUUCGUGGCUGGCGGGGCUCUCAAACCCAUCGGUGGACAUAUUCUAUCUCACUCCUCAGCUACUCGGAUGUUCCUUCGCAAAGGCAAGUCAUUGGCGUUUACCACGAGACGGGCUGAAGAACGUGUCGCGAAACUGGUGGACAGCCCCGACCGCCCUGAGAGCGAGGCCUCUUACAAGUUGGACGAAGGCGGAUGGGCCGACGUGUGAUCUUCUUCGUGCUCGCUGGCUGCUCUUGGACUUUCGCUCGACUCUGGACUUGUUAGUUGAUCCUCAGAUGAAUCAUGUUUUGAUCUGCUUUGUAUUCUCGUGUUGUUAAAAUUAG